UGUAUUAAUCUCCGAGACGAGAGGUCGCCCCUCCCCCUUUUUAAACCCAGGCGGGAGUUCGGUUCUCUUACUGUCGAGGCGUCGAAGCUGGUGUUUUUAACCUCCGGCAACAUGGUGAGGACCAAGGCUGAUAGCGUCCCGGCGUCGUACAGAAAAGCUGUCGCUGCGUCUGCACCCCGGAAGUCUCUGGGCUCCUCCAGCUCCUCCAACUCCUCAGGAGGCAGCAGUCAGAGCUCCACUCCUGGAAAGAAAUAUGCAGGCGGGAACCCGGUAUGUCCCCGUCCUACCCCAGCAUGGCAGAAGGGCAUUGGCGAUUUCUUUGGUGGACCGAGUAGGAAACCUGAGAAAGAGAACCAGCUCCCCAAAGUGGAUGAUGAAGAGGCCGGAGGUAGUGGGAUUUCCAAAAUGAGCAAGUCCAGACCAUUGCCCAGUGAAGAUGAAGAUGAUGAAUAAGUCGCUUCAAUUGUGUCCUAGUUGCCCUGCUGUUGCCUCUGUUGGUUGAAGGGGCUUGUUUUUUUAUGUAUAUCUGUAUAUAAAUACUGUUCAUUUUGUAUUGAAUUUCAGUAAACGUUUUAAUUUUUGUUUUGUUUCUGUAGUAGUUCUAUUUAGAUCCAUUAAAGAAUUUCCCCUCUGGCCUUAAAUAAGAAGCAAAAAGGACGUGGACAUAAGUGCACAUGAUCAAAAUAUGAGUUCAACACCUUGGCACAAUUUUAAUGUGAUUACUGUUGUUGAUAGAUGUUACUAUUAUUGUUUUAUUGUUGAAAGUGUCAUCUGCUGUUUUCCUGUUAGCGUUUCAUUGGACUG
This is a messenger RNA of Lampris incognitus (smalleye Pacific opah), 804 nucleotides long. It is a transcript of the gene pclaf, whose product is annotated as PCNA clamp associated factor. NCBI's taxonomy places the organism in Eukaryota, Metazoa, Chordata, Actinopteri, Lampriformes, Lampridae. Gene Ontology annotation, molecular function: chromatin binding. The record is from RefSeq and is a predicted model, not a curated record. Gene Ontology annotation, biological process: regulation of cell cycle; translesion synthesis. The transcript is spliced from 4 exons. Gene Ontology annotation, cellular component: nucleus. The coding region runs from base 112 to 453 and encodes 113 amino acids.